CCAGCCAGCAUGAUGAGAAGAGUUGUAGUAGUGGUAUACUUCGCUAUGCUUGUGCUAGUACUGGUAGCACAAGCUCAUCAAUUUGAGGAGUCCUCUUCUUCGACAGGACAAUUAGCACCAAUCUCUUCUGUCGCUUCCCUACCUGGAGAUGAGGGCAAGAGUAAACCUCCGGCUCCCGGUCGUGCUUGUGAUGGAAUAUAUACAUGUCCUGCAAAGUGUUGGGUGUUUAGACAUGACCCAAAGCAUUAUGUGGUUUGUGUAGAACUUUGUAAGAAACAUUGCAAAGACGGUGGCCCGGCUCUCUCAGAUGACAUCUAUACUUGUACCCUAGCUUGUGCUGACUCCAUGCCCACCAGGCAGCUUGACUCAGAUCAUGCAGUUGGAGGAGAUUAUGUGGAAACCUGUUUCCAAAAGUGCAAGAAGAAUCGUUAGCAUCAUGUGGUGCAUGCUGUUGAACAUUUACUUGUAAUAAAACUUAAAACAAUGAUGAUCAGAUAUAUGAAUCUAAUUUUAAGUGUUAGCUUAAUUUCAAUAGUACUGUGGAAUUGAAAG
This is a messenger RNA of Juglans regia (Persian walnut), 552 nucleotides long. RefSeq lists its product as uncharacterized. The coding region runs from base 10 to 432 and encodes 140 amino acids. The record is from RefSeq and is a predicted model, not a curated record. The transcript has 2 exons. Lineage: Eukaryota; Viridiplantae; Streptophyta; Magnoliopsida; Fagales; Juglandaceae.